AUGGAGCUUAGUGAGAUCCUAUCAGCUGAGAGGGAUUCUGACGAAGAAACAAAGAGUGAUGACGAAGAUGAUUUAGGAAAUACUUCAAUUGACUACGACAAUGAUCACGAGAAACAUGGAGAAGAAGUUAAAUCAUUUGUGCCAUCGAUCAAGAUAAGGUUCAACCAGAACACAACAUUCAAGUAUUGGAGAACAGGCUCCGGAUGUGGGCAGGAGGAUUAUUAUGAGCUUAUGGAUAAACUUUUCGCCAUCAGCCCAUCACGUUCAUUUUCUGUGACAGGGUCUUCUGGUAAAAUUGAAGUAUUUAUGUACUUCACUAUUGUGAUGAAAUCUUAUCAAAGGCCACUUUAUACUAUGAAUGGGAUAACGAAGUCGAUUGUGCUAAUGGAUGAAGAAGAGCUUAAGGAGUGGGUUGCACAGGUCGAGCUUGGUCUUCUCUUUAUGUUUGUUUCUAUGCCUGAGGGUGGGAACGAUCUCAUGCAAAUAUGCUUUAGGUGCAGAAAUGAAAUGGAAUAUAAUGUUUGUAUAGGGUAG
Molecule: messenger RNA, 534 nt
Organism: Papaver somniferum (opium poppy)
Lineage: Eukaryota; Viridiplantae; Streptophyta; Magnoliopsida; Ranunculales; Papaveraceae
Exons: 6
Coding region: 1-534 (177 amino acids)
Source: RefSeq, a predicted model, not a curated record